This is a messenger RNA of Sceloporus undulatus (fence lizard), 5269 nucleotides long. It is a transcript of the gene RAB11B, whose product is annotated as RAB11B, member RAS oncogene family. Gene Ontology annotation, biological process: regulated exocytosis; constitutive secretory pathway. Gene Ontology annotation, molecular function: GTPase activity; GTP binding. The coding region runs from base 826 to 1482 and encodes 218 amino acids. Gene Ontology annotation, cellular component: recycling endosome. The transcript is spliced from 5 exons. Lineage: Eukaryota; Metazoa; Chordata; Lepidosauria; Squamata; Phrynosomatidae. The record is from RefSeq and is a predicted model, not a curated record.
AAUCUCUCUGACAGAGAUAGUUCUAUGUCUCACAAAACUCCCAGAAUCCCCUAGUCUGGAGCCAUGGCAGUUAAAGCGGGGUCAAACUGCGUUGAUUCUGUAACUCUGAGGCGGCCAUAGAAGUAGAGAGAGUUAUAUUACAAUCGAGAACUGUCUCGUAUGUAUACAAUAAUAUGUAUAAUAUACCUAUAUACGCAUACAUAGGUGAUAUAUGUGUAAUAUGCGUGUGCGUUUCUGUCACAAACGGGUUUAUUGAGUUUUAUUAUCUCCUUAGUGAUCACCUCAGGAAACAAACAAGAAGAAGACGCUCCUAAUAAUUCCCUCCUUUUUUUAUUUUCUCCUCAGGAAACUCGCCCCGCCCCCUCCUGUUUGAAAAAAAAGCCCCUCAGAGAAGAAAACAUCCCAACGGCCGCCAAGGCUCCCGCCUCCUGAUUGGCUCUUGCUUUCCCUUUUCCCCGCCCUCUUGGGUAUUUUAUUGGCUGCCGCCCAGGCUCCCGCCUCCUCAUUGGCUCUCGCGUUCCCGUUUCCCCGCCCUCCUAUUGGCUGCCGCCGAGAGCGACCGUUGCCCUCCCUCUGUUCCCUGAUAAGCCGAGGGCGCUGCCACUCAUUCCCCCGCUCGGCCGUUCUGCGCAGGCGCCCUCCUCCCGGCGGGCCCCGCCCUCCGCCUGCCUCGGUGCCUGUCUGUCAGAGAGGAUCGGCUCGGCCUGGCCUAGUCCGGCCUCCUCCGCCCGAACCACCUCCCGCCGCUCCUCGCCCCUUCUUCCCGUCCGCCCCCGGAGACUGAGCCAAGGGCCCGCAGAGAGAGAUUGAGAGAGAGGCGUCGCCAUGGGAACCCGCGACGACGAGUACGACUAUCUCUUCAAAGUUGUGCUGAUCGGAGACUCCGGGGUGGGGAAGAGCAACCUCUUGUCCCGCUUCACAAGGAAUGAGUUCAACCUGGAGAGCAAAAGCACCAUUGGUGUGGAGUUUGCCACCCGGAGCAUCCAGGUGGAUGGGAAGACAAUAAAGGCCCAGAUCUGGGACACUGCUGGCCAGGAGCGGUACCGCGCCAUCACCUCUGCCUAUUACCGUGGGGCUGUUGGGGCACUCCUGGUUUAUGACAUUGCCAAGCACCUGACCUAUGAGAAUGUGGAGCGCUGGCUGAAGGAACUCCGGGAUCAUGCGGAUAACAACAUUGUCAUCAUGCUGGUGGGGAACAAGAGUGACUUGCGCCACCUGAGGGCUGUGCCCACAGAUGAGGCGCGUGCUUUCGCAGAAAAAAACAAUCUGUCGUUUAUUGAAACUUCAGCACUUGACUCCACAAAUGUUGAAGAAGCCUUCAAGAACAUCCUUACAGAGAUUUACCGCAUCGUGUCUCAGAAACAGAUUGCAGACCGGUCCGCCCAUGACGAGUCUCCUGGCAACAAUGUGGUGGACAUCAGCGUGCCCCCCACCACCGACGGACAGAAAUCCAACAAACUCCAGUGCUGCCAGAACCUGUGACCUUCCCCCGGGGGCCGCGGCCUGCCCUUCCUUCCUCUUUGGCCUGUGCUGCGUCGGUUGGAAACGUGUGCGCACUUCUCUCCUGUCACCUAGUGACUCUCAUUUCUCCUUUCCUUUGCCCCCCUGCUCCCCAUCCCUUCCAUCUUAGAGCAUUAUUACUGUAGGGCUAACAUUCCUUUACCUUUUGAAUCCUUUUGAAUGUGUGGUUAUUUUGGGGGUUGAAAUAUAAGCAUUGAGCCAGCAGAUAUACCCCCGCCCCUAUUUUUGGUUUAUUUCUGUUUCUUUGUUUCUGCAUAUGGUGGAAAAUCCAGCUGGACACUGCUCACCCUGAGACACACACUAACUUUGGUUUGGCUUUAUGUUUGUGUGUCUUGUUUGUGAGAAAGAGAGAGAAGGAUGUGAGUUUCUGUUUUUUAUUCUAAACCGAAGCAACGGCUGCACUUGAGGGGUAGGGACGAAAUAGCACUCUCAUUUUCAAGCAGGUUGUUCUGCAGGCACAAGACUGCACACUUUUAAAACAGAGAAAGUACCCACUUCUGGCUUGUUGGAAACACAUUGGUGGUGAUACUUAGUUCUUGUAGUCGCAUGCAUGAAAUCUGUGGAGAACUGGGUUCUUCCCCCUCCCUGUAACUUAUUCUCGGUCCCUCUCCUUUGGCUUCUUUCCUGUCUACAAUGCCCAGAUGCUCUGGCUGCAUAGUUUCCACUGCUUUCUGUCCCUGGAGAGCUUUACUCUAAUUCCUCCCUCCCAUCAUUUUGGGAACAAUGAAGUCUGUCUGUCUGUUUUGUGGCCUCCUCAGUGCCACCUCCUCUUCCGACAGACCACAUGAAGUGGCUUUUUGUGAUUUCCUUCUGCCUUUCUGUUAAUCGGCCUAAUGAAGUGCCCAAAGGCAUUUUGUGAUCUGUACAAAUCAUAUAUUUCAGAUUUGCACCAUAGAGUACUCCUCCCUCCUUGGGCAUCUUCCAGAUUUGGUCUCUGCAUGUUGCUUUGUUCCUCUCCCCAUCUUUCUCUCUUCUCUCCCCUGCCAUUGCCCACCACAAACAACCACCACCACACCCUGGAGUGAGUGUGAAGCAAUAUUUUUCAUGCUAUGUACAUAACUUGCACAGGUAAGGUUAUUUGAAUGAAUAAUUGUAGAAAACCAGAUACUUGACGAUGAUAUAACUCCUCCCUUUUGUAACACUUCAGUGUAACCAUAGCUGCUUGGAUUUUUGUUUUGUUUUGUUACCGCUUUGCACUUCUCUUGCUUUUAAUUCUGACCUCUUGGAAACGCAGGCUCCUAUAUUACCUCCGCACCCCCAAGCCUGCCCCUCCUGUGGUGUUUUCCUUGUCCCUCUCUCUUAGCUUUGUACAUCUGUUGGUUUUCUUUGAAUGAUUGUACUACUUAGGAUGAUGUACCAGAAAUCUGACAUCAUCAGGCCUCAGAACACCACCAAAACUUAAAAGUUGACUGGAAGCUGUUUGUUGCUCUUCGUGUGUGUCUCUGUAUCCCUAAAGCCAUCCUCUUGCAGAAGAAGGUCUCAGCAACAGUUAUUUUCCUCACCUUCUGCAGAUUUUUGGACUCUUGGGUCUUGAAGCCAGGAUGAAUGCUGAACUGUGGGUUGGAGAUGCCCCUGUGGGCAUGAGAGGUGGCUGGGAGGGAUCUUUCUGAUGUCCAGCCACUAGCUCUCUGCGGUUUAUUUGUUUCUUGGAAACUCAGUCUUACUUUGAUAGAUGAGUGUGUGUCUGUAGUGGCCUCUGUGACCGCAGAGUCGAGGCUGCAGCCGCCAAACAUGGACUGUGUUCCUGGUUGCAUUAAAGUACUUUAAAAGCUAAUCUACCCCUGUAUUCCUCUAAACUCUUUGUUGAGAUUCUCAUGUGGGAAACGGUUUUUCAGCCAGUUGAGGUACUAAAAAACAUCCAGCUCACUUCCAUCUGUCCACCAAGGAGUUGUUUUUUUAAAACCCAAGAAGCCUUCUUAGGAGCUUCCCUUGGUGAUAGUUUGAGGCUAGGUGAGCUCCAAAACUUCCCAGGAUUCAGGGUGUGGCUGCUGGGUCAUAAUGUCGGGGGAUGGACAGACAAGCUUUUCCAGGGCAUGGCCUUCGCUGCUGCUUCUUCUGGUGGGGGGAAGGCAGGAUGGAAGUCGGGACAGAACCAUGAUUAAAUGUGGUGGUGAGCGAAGGACAUGUUUGUUUUCCUUACAGGAGAGACAUCUCAGAGGUGGGGAGGCUGUAACUUCUCAAUUUGUCAGACCUUCCUGGUUAUCUCUGGCACCCAGUACUGUCUCUUGGGGACAUCUCUCUCUCUCUCUCUCUCUCUCUCUCUCUCUCUCUCUCUCUCUGGCAUUUCGAGCUGGCAAACAACUCAGCAGUGUUUGCUGUUGCCUCAGCACUUUCUGUGUGCUGUAUCCUCAGGCUAAGAGAGAUUUCUCUCUCCCCUGAAUCUUUGCUGGCCUCAUCUUGCCUUUAGCACAAACACAGUCAUUCUUGCAUAAUUAGAAAGCUGCAGCAUACCUGGUGGAGGAAACUCACAUUCGUUUUUGAUACACAUGUGCCCACUUGUCGCUUUGAGGUGACCUGGAUUGGGAUCCUAACCUCUUUCUCUCCAGGAGUUGAUUUCCUGCUUUCUGGAGAGUUCAAGAGCCUGUUGAAGGGAGAAAAGGAAUUCUGUGUGAAAGAAAGGCUUUUCAUGUUAACUUGGGACACUGGAAAUCACAUUUUGUUGAACUCUGAAGAGUCAUCCUGACUUCUCUUUAGAUCAGUGGCUGGAUUGCUUUUUGUGGUGACGAGAAGAUCGUAGUUGACACACCUCAGUCAGUCUGACUGUUGUUCUGCCCACUGGGCUUAGGGGAGCAUUACACUGCAGAAGAAGCUUUUCAGCCUUGGAAGAAACCUUGGGCAACCUCUUAGUGCCCUAAAAUGUUGUUGGGUGUUGUAGGGAAGGAAAAGGGAAGAAGAUGGGAGGUGAUGGAAGAAAUGCUACCUUAACUCCUGAGCAUCCGUUGGAAGUUGGGACAAUUGCUUAACACAUUGCAAGUUCCUUUUUGAAACAGCAGUUCCAUAGCUGUCGUUUUUGUCCUGCUUCAUAACGUGAGUCUGAAGCCUUGUGCAGAAAGAAGUGGAAGGCCUUUUCUCCUGGAUAGAUUUGCAUGGAAAGAGCUUUUAGGCCUAGGAAUGUGGAGGACAAAACCUCUGUUAUCCUCCCCUCUCUCCCCCCACAACAACACUGAUGAAAGAGGUCAGGCCUGCUUUGUCGACUCCAUAUUUCGUUGCUACUCCGGUGUGUUGCAGCUUCUUUGUGAGAGCACAGGGUUGCUAGAACGAUUCUUGGUGUUUGGUAAGAAGGGCCCUUGAGGUCUGUUGCUAUCCCACACUCCACCCUGUUAUCAGUAGAGAACAAAAGGGCUCCCCAGGUGCUUUGAGAGACCCCACAGCUGCUUUGAGGGGGGCAGUGCAGUGUCCCUUUCAGCCCUGGGCUCCACUGGAUGUUUGCUGCUCAGAAUCCACACCCAGUUGCUGGCAGCAGGAUACCAGGAAGGGCAGAUGGCUCUUUCCAUGCUUGUUGGUGAGGAUGCUGGCUCCAUAAACCUUUUGCAGGUCACUGGAUGGCUUUAGGCCACACCGUUUUGCUUCUUAGGGAAAGGGGAAGGGGGACGUUUCCCUCCUCACUGCUUAUUGUUUCCUGCUGACGCUUCUGUUAAGUGCAAUUCCCCUUGUAAAUACUCACUCUGAUUUUGUGCAUGGUUAUUAUGUAUUGUGGAUAUAUAAAUAUAUACAUAUAUAUAUAUAUAUAAAGAUUGCCAAACCGAAA